AGGUGAACACAGGAGUAGCAGAGGAUCUGUAAUUUUCUGUCAGUACUGUGGAAGUUGUUAUCAGUAAAUUAUUAUUAUUAUUUGUGUGUGUUUGUGUUUUAGUUCAGUGUUGUAUUGGGUGUGAGAUUGGAUUAGAUCAGACGGAGAGAUGGCGGGCUUCAGUGCAGUUAUGAAAGCUCUGAUCUUCCUCACAUUUUCUCUCCAUCUUUCAUCAGCAGUCACACACUCGCUACAGUACAUCUACACUGCAGUCAUACCAGGAAUAAAUUUCCCAGAAUUCACUGCUCUCAGUCAGCUGGAUGGAGUGCAACAUGAGUACUAUGACAGCAAGAUCAGGAAGAAGAUCCCAAAGACAGAGUGGAUAAAGAAGAUCGACACUGAUGAUCCAGAUUACUGGAACAAAUACACACAGGUGCUGCGGGGUAAUGAGGCGACCUUCAACGUCAGUGUGGAUGCACUAAUGCAACGCUUUAAUCAGACUGCAGGAGUUCACACAGUGCAGGUGAUGUGUGGCUGUGAGCUGUAUGAUAAUGGCACCACUAAAGGAUACAGGGAGUACGGUUAUGAUGGAGAAGAUUUCAUCAGUUUUGAUCUGAAAUCUCUCACCUGGAUCGCUCCGACACCUCAAGCUCUGAUCACCAAGAACAAGUGGGAUAAUGAUCCUGGUUAUAAUAAUUACUGGAAGUUGUACCUGGAGAAAGAGUGUAUCGACUGGUUAAAGAAGUAUGUGGAUUAUGCCAAAGAGACUCUGGAGAGUAAAGUUCCUCCUACAGCGUCAGUGUUCCAGAAUCACUCGUCUUCUCCAGAGGUGGUGUGUCAUGCUACAGGUUUCUUCCCCAAAGCUGUGAAUAUCACCUGGCAGAAGGACGGAGAGGACGUGCAUGAGGACGUGGAUCUCAGAGAGACGUUACCCAACCAGGAUGGAAGCUUCCAGAAGAGAAGCAUUCUGACAGUCUCAGCUGAGGAUCUGCAGAAACACACCUACACCUGCGUGAUUCAGCACAGCAGCUUGGAGAAGGAGAUAGUGCUGCAUGAGGAGGAUAUUCGAAUCCUGAAUCCUGGAUCAGGUGGAGGAUCAGAUGGAGCUCCGAUCGGUAUCAUCGUUGCUGUAGUUGUGGUUCUCGUUGCCGUUGUUGCUGGAAUUGUGGUCUGGAAGAAGAAGAACUCUGGUGAGAAGAAGAAGGAGGCAGAUCUGAAGUUUUCAUUUAACACAUUUAUCACCCGUCUAAUCCGAGGCUUCAAGCCUGUUCCACAAAGCUCCUCUGAAGGAGAUUCUUCCUCCAACAACCCUUAAAGUGGACUGUGUGUGUUCCCGCUGCACUGAGAGAGAGAGAGGAGGAGAGGGAGAUGAAGACCACACACACACACACACACACACAUUAUUCCAGUGUGUAUCUUGGUGUAUAAUUUUUCCUGUAUUUGGAUGGAGGAUCUUUUUAUUGUGAAUCUGUUAUUGCUGUAAAAUGGGGUUAUUAGGGAUUUGGGUUAGAGGUUUGUUGUUAUUAUUUUUAUUAUUAUUUUGCUCUGUCUAAAUUCUGGUAGUUUCCUGUGUGAUGGGGGGGGGGGGGGGGGGGGUCGCUGUGGAGUUUGGAGUAAAGAUGGUCAAUGAUAGCGAGUCACUUUCCAUUCUUCCUCUGAUCUCCAUUGCUCACAGCUAUGAAACACAGACACACGCAGAUUUAAACCUGUUCUGUGCAACAACCUGAUACACACACACACACACACACACACACACACACACACUGAUUGUGAUUCACUCAGGCUUGAGAUGUAAUUGUGUUUAAAGCGUUUUGAUGUAAACAGUAUCACUGUGAUUUGUAGUGAAUUUUCACACAGCUGCAGUUGAACAUCUAUUAUAUUAUAUAUAUAUUAUAGUGUGUGUGUUUCAGGAGUGUGUAUGAGCUGCUUUACUCUCUACAUUUCUAAGAUGAUUUACUGUAGAAUUGAACACAGAUCAUAACGUCAGUACACGAGAGGUUUGAUCGACAUCUUUUACCUUUUAAUCCAGUGACAUUUUCCUCACGGGCUGAACAGGAACCGAAUCUCUCCCACAAUCCCUCUGUUCUGUCUGUAACAAUCUGAACCAAUAAUAAAGUCUAUUUUCUUCA
Messenger RNA from Ictalurus punctatus (channel catfish), 2108 nucleotides. RefSeq names its product BOLA class I histocompatibility antigen, alpha chain BL3-6. Bases 149 to 1294 code for a protein of 381 amino acids. The transcript has 8 exons. Gene Ontology annotation, biological process: immune response. NCBI's taxonomy places the organism in Eukaryota, Metazoa, Chordata, Actinopteri, Siluriformes, Ictaluridae. Gene Ontology annotation, cellular component: external side of plasma membrane. The record is from RefSeq and is a predicted model, not a curated record.